UAUUUAGUAUGGAAUGAAAUUCUUUGUAAGCAAAUGUAUCGGAGCGAAUGUAGAGAAUAAAAAUUAAACAAAUUAAAGGUCAUUUUAAACGGGGGGUAAAAAUUUGGAAAAAUAACAGUCGACGGAUUGUCCCCUAGCGCUGUAAAUAAGUUAUAACCGCAUUUCGGCAUCCCUUUCACCUAAAACGUCAACAGAAACUCGCUGGCAAGUUUCGAGGCGGACACCUCACAGGCCGGAGUCUUGUUUUAGUCUCAUUCUCAAAGGGAACACCGUUGGCCCCAGAGUCGGACGCCUACCCAACAGAACCCUGAGAACCCGAUCGCCCUUUUCUUAGACGAUGGCACCGAAACAAAGGAUGCGCUACGCCAACGAAAAGGCGAGCAAGAAUGUCACACUGAGAGGAAACGUGCCCAAAUCGACGAAAGCGGCAGAUGAAAAAUAUCCCGUUGGACCUUGGCUUCUUGCGUUGUUUGUCUUUGUUGUUUGUGGAUCCGCCGUUUUUCAAAUCAUCCAAAGCAUUCGAAUGGCAUAACAUGGCAGACUCUGGAAUUCAAAAUUGACUGAGCCCAGUUUGCAACACUUUUAUGUUUAGCACCUUACAUAAUUCCAUGUGAUAAUUUAUUACCCUCCCCCCCUGCCGUUGAAACUUGACAAAAAAAAGAAGAAAAUAAAAAUUUAAUAGUAUUUUUGAUUUUCAUUCUAAUAAGAAGGAUUCAAUUAAAUCACUUUUUCAAUUCUGGGUCUGUUUGCAAUUUGUACAUUUUUAUUAUGAUUUUUUUUUUUUUGUUAUGUAAAAUGUUACAUAUUGGUGAAUCAUAAUAUCCUAUUGCUAUCGUCUUUGGCAGAUUUGGUUUACAAUCAUUGUUAUAUACAAAUUGAUUAUGUUGGUUUGAUUUUGUAAAUACUGUAUGGUAGGCUUUAACGUUAUAUAAACUAGCAUUCCAUUGUGCAUUAAAGUUGUAUAUGACACUCUGAAAUAAAGUUAUUUGUAUUAUAAUA
Cimex lectularius (bed bug) is the source of this 999-nucleotide messenger RNA. RefSeq names its product stress-associated endoplasmic reticulum protein 2. Gene Ontology annotation, biological process: endoplasmic reticulum unfolded protein response. Gene Ontology annotation, cellular component: endoplasmic reticulum. The transcript has 3 exons. NCBI's taxonomy places the organism in Eukaryota, Metazoa, Arthropoda, Insecta, Hemiptera, Cimicidae. The record is from RefSeq and is a predicted model, not a curated record. The coding region runs from base 338 to 532 and encodes 64 amino acids.